This is a messenger RNA of Asparagus officinalis (garden asparagus), 1989 nucleotides long. Its product is annotated as probable arabinosyltransferase ARAD1. Gene Ontology annotation, molecular function: glycosyltransferase activity. The transcript has 4 exons. NCBI's taxonomy places the organism in Eukaryota, Viridiplantae, Streptophyta, Magnoliopsida, Asparagales, Asparagaceae. Bases 123 to 1556 code for a protein of 477 amino acids. The record is from RefSeq and is a predicted model, not a curated record.
UCGAACACGACGAACAUCAUGUCCGAUCCGUUUGCAGCCCUCCCGCACGCGGCACGCCUGACUCACCUCAAGAGCUUCACCAAAAUUGCAGAUCAGCAUCUCCAGCUUCCCCAGAACCGAAAAUGGCGUCACUCCGAUCGCCAAUCUCUCUCCUCCUCCUUUUCUCUCUCCUCUCUUUCCUCCUCUUCUUCUUAAUCCCCAAACCCUCACUGCGAACUCAAAACCCUAACCCUAACUCUUCCCUCCCCAAGCUCAGAGUCCUCGUCGCGGAUAUCCCUCGAUCCUUCAACUACGGCCUCCUCGACCUCUACUGGUCUCUCUCAACCCCAGACUCCCGAAUCAACUCCGAUCCCGAUGCAGAUCUCCGACCUCGGAUCAAAUCCGACCGCCCAUUUUACCCUCCGUACCCUUCAAACCCUCUGAUCCAGCAGUACAGCGCCGAGUACUGGCUCCUCGGCGAUCUCGAGACUCCGGCGGCGAAAAGAUCGGAUUCUUCGGUGGCGGAGAGAGUGAGGGGAGCUGAGGAUGUGUAUGAUGUUGUUUUCGUGCCAUUCUUUGCGACGCUGAGUGCGGAGAUGGAGCUCGGGUGGGGAAAGAAGGGAGGGUUCUUGAAGAAGGAUGAGGGGCAGAAUGGGGAUUUCAGGAGGCAGAGGGAGGUUUUGCAUAGAGUGAUGGGGUCUGAUGCUUGGAAGAGAUCUGGAGGGAGAGAUCAUGUCUUCGUUUUAACUGACCCAGUUGCUAUGUGGCAUGUCAGGAAAGAGAUUGCUCCAGCAGUUCUCCUGGUGGUUGAUUUUGGCGGCUGGUACAAGCUUGAUUCAAAGGCAUCAGAUGGUAACUCUUCCCAUAUGAUACAACACACCCAAGUUUCAUUGCUUAAGGAUGUGAUUGUACCCUAUGCCCAUCUCCUCCCGAGAUUGCACUUAUCAGAAAAUCAGCAUCGACAUACUCUUCUCUAUUUCAAGGGAGCCAAACAUAGGCACCGGGGCGGUCUAGUCCGUGAGAAACUUUGGGAUUUGUUAGUCAAUGAACCCGAUGCCAUUAUAGAAGAAGGCUUCCCUAAUGCGACAGGUCGAGAGCAAUCAAUACGAGGAAUGAGAAGCUCAGAAUUCUGUUUGCAUCCAGCAGGAGAUACUCCUACCUCAUGCCGCCUCUUUGAUGCUGUUCUUAGUCUAUGCAUACCAGUCAUCAUCAGCGACAACAUCGAGCUUCCAUUUGAAGGAACAGUGGAUUACACAGAAUUCUCAGUCUUUGUAUCAGUCAGUAAUGCUCUUCAACCAAAUUGGCUUGCUAACUAUUUGAGGGCAUUUUCUAAAGAAAAGAAGGACAGGUUACGAGAAAAUAUGGGUCGAGUUCAGGCUAUUUUCGAGUAUGAUAGUGGUUAUUCAGGUGGAAUUGGGCCUGUACCUCCAAAUGGUGCGGUGAAUCAUAUAUGGAGAAAGGUUCAUGAGAAAGUUCCUAUGAUUAAAGAAGCUAUAGUUAGGGAAAAGAGAAAGCCUGAGGGUGUUUCUGUUCCUCUCCGUUGCCACUCCAGGAGUCUUGUUCGCUGUAAAGAUUGAAGCUUUGUAGAGGUGUGGAGUUGGAAGGAGUGAUGUGGUGUCCGAAGUCAUUCUGUCUGCGCUGGCUGAGUUUGUGAUUUCAUGUUGUGUUUACCAUAGGUCAAAUGUCAUGCUUCUCUCCGACGUGAGAUGCUGUGGAUACAAAAGAGUGCUCGGAGGAGGUUUAAGUUUCUGAUGCAAUGUCAAACUGGGCCUAUCUAGUGAUGUCACAUUAGGCCUAUCUAGGGGCUGAUUCAAUCUGUUUGGACUUUAAAGAGUUCCUAAUUGUUUAGGUUGCCAGUUGUAAUAAUCUUAAUGAUUAGUCACCAGUAGUUGACAAAUAUUAAAAUACGUAAACGAAUUGAAUUCAAAUAGUUUUUAAUAUUCAAAUUGGAUUUGAAUAUGAAUUUGAGUAUCCUAGCAUCAACAGAACUCUAAUGUGAAUAUUGCAGUA